AUGUUGCUCAGCCGAAAUUCGUCGAUUUCAUCAGCACACGAAGAAGACUCAGCACCGCUUGCCAAUUCAAUUGAUCAGUCGUACGAUCGCUUGACGAACGGCACGGAUGGCGCUAGCCAUGGUCACAAUACCGACGGCGGUCGAAUCGGUGAAAGUGUAGAAUUGUUUUGUAAUCGGUGUGGCAAUUUUGCACAAAUUAUGAAUACAAAAAAUUACACUGGUGAUGAGUUGAUACGUCGCGAAAACAAUUUCAAAUGUGAUAAGUGUUGUCAUCUGAGUGUUGUGAAUGGUGGCAGUGAAAGUGUGGGUAGUGUUGAGGACGACGAGGAAGAACCGGACAUUGGCAUCGACGAUGACAUGGAUGAUGCAGAACUUGAUCCGGAACGGGAUAAUGAAAUGGAUCUGCACAAUGCCAAGGCACUGAGACUGCCUAAGGUGGAGGAGAAAGAGACGACCAUCUUGAAGGAUAACAACACAAAGCCAAUAUUGAAAUUUAGUGUUUCAGCAAUUUUGGGUGAUACUCGAGAAGGAGUGAGGGUGAGAAAUGAAUUCAUUCAGCCGCAACAUAUCUGGCCUUACCUACAACAAAACUUCAUUCACCACACACACUUUCCACAUCCCGCUUUUCUGACACACCAUCUGCACACGCACCCCCUAUCGCAUGCACAUCCCCCCCUCCCACACCAUCCACACCUUCCGCCACAUCAGCUGAAUCCCAUCGGGGCCGCCAAUGGCAAUAGUUGUCAGCCACAAACCGCAGCGUCGUCGUCAUCACCUGGCAGCACAAUCAGCGAUAGCGACAAUCACUCCACCGGCACCGGCGCCAGUAGCAGUGGUAGUGGCAGCAACAGCAACAACAUCACCAAUACAAUCGAUGGCCGACCAUAUGAAGGUGUUGGCAGCGGCCACAAUGACGGCGGUAGUAAUGCCAUCGAGGAUAAUAAUAAUCGAAGACUAAAUUUGCCGACGGCUCAGGAAAAGCAACAACAGCAGCAGGCGUCACCACACCUACAACCACAUUCGGUACAGCAUCAAUUGCAAUCUCAUAUGGCGCCACACCACUCGCCGUUGUCCGGCCAAGCGGCAGGCCAUCAAGUGAUAGCGAAACCAUUGCCCAGUCGCCCUACACCGUUCCUGCCACACAGCCUACAACAUCCGCAUCUGCAUUCUCUGCUGGCGCAUUGUCGAAAUCCCUACAUGAGUGUUGGGGCGCAAGUGUUUCCCCUGCCACCCGGUCAGGGUUUCCCUUGGGCGCACUCAACGCGUGGCAAGCCGCGUCGGGGCAUGAUGCGACGUGCCGUAUUUUCCGAUUCGCAGCGCAAGGGUCUGGAGAAACGAUUUCAGCAGCAGAAAUAUAUUAGCAAACCGGACCGCAAGAAACUGGCCGAAAGACUGGGAUUGAAGGACUCUCAGGUGAAAAUUUGGUUUCAAAAUCGCCGCAUGAAAUGGCGCAACUCCAAAGAGCGUGAACUCCUGGCUAGCGGUGGCUCACGUGAUCAGACAUUGCCGAACAAAAACAAUCCCAAUCCCGAUUUGUCCGACGCUAAAUGUGAUCGUCCCGUCUCACCACUGUCGCCAACACCUCCAUCACCACCCUCACACAGCCUCUCGCCACACCCCAAAGAGGAGCGUGCCAAUGCCGACACACCAACCAACAACGGCGCCAUCACACCAAAUUCCGUGCAAUCGCCGGCAUCAACGCCCUCUGCAUCGGCCACCCUUCAAUCGCCACCUCUCAUGCAACACAUGCCCAACAGUGUAGCGGUUGCUGCCGCCACCGCUGCCGUCGCCUUCAGUUCGGCGUCGAGCAUGCAAAUGAGUUCACCGCCACCACUGUUGACCGUCGCCACCAAAUUGAAUGCCAAUCUAAAUGAUCAAUCAUCAAACGCCUCCUCGUCGACGGCGUCAUCGCCACCGCAUACUGGUGGUGGCAUAGUUAUCGGCGGCGGUUGCGUUGGUGGUGGCUCUGGCGCAAAUAUUGGCAUGCCGCCCUUAUCGAGCGCAGAGUUCCAGGCGAAAAUCAACGCGGAAAUGCAAAAGCAUCUGGCCGCUGCCGAUCUCAAAUUCAAAUUGGAGUCAACCAUCAACGAAGCGAAGCAGCGGCGCAUGAAUAUGCUGAACUUGGCAGGCGCUGUUGGCGGCGGUGGUGGUGAACAACAUUCGCUGCAGCUGCACUCAACACAUUCCGGCGGCAUUUUCAUAAGUGAGGCAUUACAGGUGAACCAUAACCAUCAUCAGCAUGCCGGCAAUGGCGUGCAUUUACCAGCAUCGCCCGCGCCAACGUCAGCGCAUUCCCACGUGAAUCCACACACAAUACCAGCAUUCCAAAAUUCUGAGUUCAUGAAGAUGUACUACGACGACUACGACGACUCGAAUUCAGAUAGUGACGAGGAAAUCAGUGUAACGUGACCGCAUUAAACGAGAAACGCGUUCUGCAUGUGCUUGUACAUACAAAUAUUUAUAUGAAAAGGCUAAGUUUUCGCUAAAUUGUAAAUUAUUCAUAAUUGUAAUGAUGUAUGACUUGGACUAAAUAAUAAAAAAAAAAUGUU
Anastrepha obliqua is the source of this 2549-nucleotide messenger RNA. RefSeq lists its product as uncharacterized. Gene Ontology annotation, biological process: regulation of transcription by RNA polymerase II. The coding region runs from base 1 to 2409 and encodes 802 amino acids. The record is from RefSeq and is a predicted model, not a curated record. The transcript has 5 exons. NCBI's taxonomy places the organism in Eukaryota, Metazoa, Arthropoda, Insecta, Diptera, Tephritidae. Gene Ontology annotation, molecular function: DNA binding; DNA-binding transcription factor activity, RNA polymerase II-specific.